Molecule: messenger RNA, 1329 nt
Organism: Phymastichus coffea
Lineage: Eukaryota; Metazoa; Arthropoda; Insecta; Hymenoptera; Eulophidae
Product: protein lifeguard 4-like
Exons: 6
Coding region: 151-915 (254 amino acids)
Biological process (GO): negative regulation of apoptotic process
Cellular component (GO): membrane
Source: RefSeq, a predicted model, not a curated record
CCUAUGGAGACAGACCCUUACGGAAAGUCAAACGUUAAAUGAUUGGACUGUACAAUCGUCGCAUGGACCAUUAAAGAAAGUUAUCAAGACAUCUGACAGCUGUUAGCAAAAUAAUUAAUCUGAAAUUGAAGUCGUACAGUGAAUCUAAACAUGAUGAAUCAAUCAUUAACAGACCCUCUGGUUUUCUCAGAGGAAGAUGUCGAAGGUGGAGGAAAGGAAGGACGCUCUAGUGGUUUACAGAAUGACUUCGCAUAUCAUAACAAUGUUCAUAAUGCAUCAGUUAAAAUUCGAAUGGCUUUUAUUCGUAAAGUAUAUGGAUUACUUAGUAUGCAGUUGUUUAUGACAGUGAUUAUAGCUGCAGUAUUUUGUCUUGUUGAUCCUAUAGAACUUUAUGUAGCCAACAAUGGCUGGCUUGUAAUGACAUUUUUUUUGGCAACUUUUGUCCUUCUUAUUGCUCUUCACUUCAAAAGAAGAGAUCAUCCAACAAACUUGAUUCUUCUAGCUGGUUUUACUGUUGUACAAGCAUGUUUGAUUGGCAUAGUUGUGAGUUUCUAUGAUGUGCUUCUAGUUUUAGAGGCUCUUUUCAUAACUCUGACAGUUGUGAUUGCUCUCACUGCAUACACCUUCCAAACAAAACAUGAUUUCUCUGCAAUGUACAGUGGACUUUUCAGUUGUCUUUUCAUCUUAAUGAUUGGAGGAUUACUACAGAUAGCUAUUCCAAGUAGUUUCAUGGAGCAAUUGCUUUGCAUUGGAGGUGCAAUGCUGUUCUCAUUCUUCAUUGUAUUUGAUACUCAACUCUUAAUGGAAAAUUUAUCUCCUGAAGAGUAUAUCUUAGCCACAAUUAAUAUUUAUUUGGACAUCAUUAAUCUAUUUCUUAAUAUUUUACGUCUACUGGCUGCUUAUCAAAAUUCAUAAUUAAAAAUAUUUUGUGAUUUCAAAAUUAAUUCUUACACUUGUAACUUCUAUGUACUAAAACACCUACAGUUGAAGAUACAUUUCUCAAGAUAAAAUAUCCUUUUGACUACUAGUUUUCCAAACUUUGAAAUGAAAGUUUUUAAUUACUUGCAAAAUUAAAUAUCAGUUAUAAUUAAAUUACUACGUUAAAUCAUUUUAUGUACAUUUGUCAAUAAAUUAACAUAAGUAAAAUUCGACACUAUUUUAAUUGAUUAAGUUGAUUACAUCAGUAUUUCAAAAUAAAAAGUAGCACGUAUAUCUAUCUAAAAAUAAUAUACAGCUAUGAAAUAAAAUUGUAUUUUGAAACUGUUAUUCGUUUGAAAUAAUGUGAAAAUUUUAUUCAACUUUCUGUGACUUUUUAAAUUAUUCACCACA